UCAUAGUUGCCCUCAGUCAGUGCAGAAGAACGCUGCUCCAGUUCUUCUUCGUUUGGCGUUGAUAUUGUUAUUGGAGGAAGAAGAAGGGGCACAAGAGUGAAGAGUUGUGAAAUUUUCGAAGGAAUGUCGUGAACAAAUUCUAUAGCAUUCCUUCUUCUUUUCCGUCCAGCAUAUGGAGAGAGAUUGAGAGAUUGAAAGGGUGGGAGUACUAUUUUACGGAAUUAUUAUUACUUGUUAGUCGUGGUAGAAGCAGUGUGGUGUGUGCACCUUGUAAUUUGGAAGGAAUGAAGACAUUAUAGUUCAUCACCACUGGCAUUAUUCUUUUCAAAAGAGGAGGAAGAAGCCGUGGCGAGGAUAGCAGAGAAGAAAAACUCAACCAUCAUCCGCAGGCAAUUUAGUAUUUCUUCCCUUCCCAACAAAUAGCAAAACCAACCUCACAAACAUACAUGUACUCUCUUCAUGACUUAAUUAAGGAUUGAAAUAUCCUGAAUUUCACAAAAUUGUUAUGUUUUAACGGCUAGAUAAAAUCCGAGCUUAUUAUAUGUUACAGAAAUAAUCAAGUGUAAUUGAACUCAAUUUGGAGAAAGUUCCUGCAAUUCGAUUUUGCUAUUUCCUGCCUUAAGUUGGUACAUAAUACAGUGAGCAAUAAAUACAGUGAACUGGGAGUUGUUGGAAUUUUGACACUACUAUUCAAUACUUAUCUUUUCACUGCAAAGAUGGAGAUAAGCCAAAAGUUCAGUUCUCAAGUGCAUUUGCACAAGUAAAUAAACAAACAUUUAAAGAUAAGUGAACAAAGUAAAGCAAAGAAGUGUGCUCUAAAAUAAAUCUGUUGUAAAGUGUGGGAGAUUCGACUCGAAGAAGUUUGUUUAUCAACAAAUUUGUUGACACAUUUUAAAGUGUCUAAUAUACAUAUUUUUACAUAUUUAGUAGUUGAAUAAAAUUAAGUAAGUGAGAGAAUUCGCCUUUAUCGUGAAAUAAAAUGUAAUACGGAAUCAUCACAGUUUUUAUUACUGCUUAUGGUUUUAGUAAUUAAUGUGUUGAAUAAAUAAUUUCGUUAAAUGCUACUGAAUGUUUAUUUGCUACCAAUAACUUUAUUUGUAUGUGAAAAGUGCUGCUAAACAAUUUGUUUACUCACAACACAAGUCUAUUUGAUUUGUGCGUGUGGCUUAUAAGUAUAUAGCUAGUUCAUCCGUCCAGAACAACGAUAACAAGGUCAACAUUUACUUAGGAGAAUGAUGAUAAGACACAAUAAUACGUAACUUGGGGUUUUCGAUGGGAGGAGAAUGUAAGCAUCAUUGCGGAAACAUCCGUCAUUGUCAAUCCGACUUUCCUUCUCAUCGUCGCCGUCUUCACAAUGAAAAUAAAUACAUCUUUUUCGAUUUCGGAAACAGACAAUGAAGCAACGCUGUCGCCGCAAGAUUUGGAAUUUUGGUGGAGGAUGAGCCAAGAUUUUCACAGUAAACUGCACGAAUUUUCUACACAAAAACUAAUGAUAACAAGUGUGAAAGUAGUGGUGGAUAAUGUAACGACCAUGAGCCUACUAGAUUCAUAAUUUACCCAAAGUACAAGGGAAGGAAUUAGUGCCUUAAAAAUAUUUUUGGUCAAUCUCAUAAAAAAAUACAAAGACUGAAAUAAGAAAUAUGAAGUCCCGAAAUUUGGAACGCUAUCCGGCGUGGAGUGAUGCUCAAGAGGCUCUCAAAUACAUUACAAAGGGGAAGGCGAGAGGAAGUAAGGUUGGACUUUGGGUCCGUGGGGAGUCACAGCAGCGCUUCGGUUUCCUCGGGAAAUGGGCCGGGAAUCGAGGGGGGCUGGUUCUCUUCAUAGGAAUCAUACCACUGGCGAUUUUGUGCCUUGCCAUCCAGCAAAUCCUGCUGGACACCACCCUGGCUUCUCUGUGGACACCAGAUUCUGGAAGACUGCUUCAGGAGCUGAACUAUGUGUCCAGAGUUUCUGGUCUCACAACAGACACGAACGAAAUGCUUAUUCAAACGCCGAAAGAAAAUGGACAUCAGUCAAUGUUGAACCCAAAAGCAUUGCUGGAACAUCUUCUAGUACUGCAGAAAGCCUUAUCAGUGACUACGGAUCUCUAUGAAGUGACGUGGAGCUUAAAAGACUUGUGUUACUCUGCAAACAUGGUUGAAUUUGAUAUCCAGUUCAUAGAUCAAAUAUUUGAAAAGAUUUUUCCAUGUGUUAUUAUUACUCCAUUGGAUUGCUUCUGGGAAGGUUCCAAGCUCCUUGGUCCUGAUUUCCCAAUACAAAUACCUGCAUUCCAGGGUCCAAUUAAAUGGACAAAUUUAAAUCCUCAAGAACUCUUUAUGAAAGCUAAACUGGCUGGAGAUGCCAGUGUCGCAGAAUUUACAUAUGAAAUUCUGGAUGGUUUUAUGAAGCGAGCAGGAAUCGGAAGUGGUUAUCAAGAAAAACCAUGCUUGAAUCCCCAAGAUCCAGAGUGUCCAGCCACUGCACCCAACAAGGGAUCUCGAACACCUCCUGACGUUGCCUCAAUUAUGGCUCAGGGUUGUUUUGGGUUUGCCCCACGAUUUAUGCACUGGGCCCCUGACUUAAUUAUCGGCGGAACCGUACACAAUAAAUCUGGACAAGUUAUCAAGGCUGGUGGUCUGAUGUCCACAGUGCAAUUGAUGUCUUCGUCCGAGUUGUUUGAGUUUUUUGACAAGACUUGGAGGUUGCACCAUGUCGAGUGGACAGAGCCGAAAGCACAGGCUGUACUUACGGCAUGGCAAACCCGUUUCGCCUUGGAAGUAUCCCAGUUGACAAUGGAUGAAGAUCGAAGUCAACAAUUCAAUUUUUAUUCAUUUACUCCUGCUGGCUUGGACUCUGUUGUGGAAAGUGCAUCUCAAUUUUCUUGGUCAUGGGGCAUUGCCCGUGUUGUAGCUGUCGUGAUCACGUCUGCCAUAGUUGGAGUUGCGCUAGGAAGUAGUGGUGGAAAUGAAGACCCUGAUGCUAAAGUUCCGUGGAAGGUCCGUAUGGGCCUUGUGUUUGGAGGAUCCAUGGUGGCGCUUUUGGGGACUGCUGCUGGGGGUGGAGCCGCUUGUUUCCUCAAAAUUCCAUUCAACGUUGUCUCAGUACAAGUUCUCCCAUACCUUACGAUGGCAAUGGUGUCUCAAGUUUUCUAUAUUUUGUUAUACUCUCAAAUUAAUUCAAAUUCGGAUGCAAAAUCAACUUUAAAGAAGCAUGGAUGGUCCUUGAUGUUGGGGGUCGUGUCCUCUGCUGUUUUCAUUGCUGCGGGGGCCUUAUUUCCUAUCCCCGCCGUUCGAUCUCUCGCCCUUCAAGGUGCCAUAUUUGUGACCAUCGGUUCUUUCGCUUUAUUGCUUCUGUAUCCAGCAGUGUGUCAGAUGGUUCUGAAAAGAAGGAAAGCGCCCAGUCCUACGAUAAGGAACGAAGUUAGCAUGAAAACCAUGAAUAAUAUCAAGGGGCCAGGAAUUCCCCUGGUCCAUGUUGACAAGAAAAGCUCAGAGAUGUCUAAAGAAUAUUUUAUGAAAAACAAUAAUGUGACCAUGAACAAUACUUCGGCUAAUAACACAAAGCUUAAUUUCGAGAAAUUCAAUGAAGAUCCAGCAAUGGUUGAUCUUGAAGCAGGAAACCAAGACUCUUGUGAAACUUGUGCCGUUAAAAGCUGGGUGGAUUUGUAUCUGCUCUUGAUUAAUUGGAAAUGGUUCACGGGAAUUGUACUCCUCAUGUAUAUAUCAGUUGUUAUUGCUGCUGGAGUUGGUAUAUCGAAACUUCGACUUGGUCUCCCCAUAACUGAUGUAGUUCCAUCGCAUUCUGCAGAGUGGGAAUUUCUUACUGCACAGGGGAAACUGUUUCCGGUUUAUCACAUGAAGGCUGUAACAAAGGCCAACUUUGACUACCCGAGCAAGCAAAAGUUGUUGCAUAAGUUUCAUGAAACAAUGAGCGGCUUGCCGUGGGUCAUUCGGGACGAUAACGGUGGUCUUCCACCAAUGUGGCUAUCACUAUUUCGAUCGUGGUUGCUGAGAUUACAAGAGGUGUUUGACCAAGAGUGGAAACUAGGUUAUUUACACAAAGAUGGAUGGAAGGAGGGGGCAAGUGCGGAUGGAAUUUUAAGCUUUAAGUUAGCCGUCCAAACUGGUCAUAUGGAUCACCCAGUUGAUGUCACGCAGUUACCAAAUACUCGACUUGUAAAUGGAGAUGGAGAAAUUAAUCCCCGAGCAUUUUAUGUAUAUUUAACGGCGUGGGCAUGGAACGACCCACUGGCAUAUGGUUCAACUGCUGCUAAUAUGAAACCCGAACCCAGAAGCUGGGUCCAUAAUCCAGAAGACAAAGAUCUGAAAAUUCCAAAGUCUGCCCCCAUUAAGUAUGCAGACAUUACGUAUUUGUUAAGAACGUCCCAAGAAGGUGACCUCCCAGAACAACAUCAAGAAUCGCAAAUCCUAGCCUUUGUUGCCGAAAUUAGAAGAAUCUGUGAGACGUUUGAAACUCGAGGGCUCCCAGUAUUCCCGUGGGGAAUUCCAUUCCGGUUUUACGAACAGUACUUGAAUCUUCCAAUGAAUUCUGGAAUUGUAUUGGGCCUUGCUGCUGGAAUGACAUGUGUCAUUCUCUUCUUCUCAUUGGGAUUCUCCUUGCGACCAGUGGCAGUCGUAGUAACGAUUUCUUUAGUCACAAUGUCUCAGAUCGCAGGCACUGUGGGAUGGCUAGGUGUUGGUCUUAACGCACUCCCGGUGGAAAUUUCGCUAUUAGGCGUCAGUUUCAUAGUCUUUAUAUCUAUUCAAAUAGUUGUGGCGUUUUGCUGCAUUCCUGGUACAGUGUUAGACCGCUACGCUGUCUCUUUUAAUUUAGUUGGACCACCAUGUGUUCAAAGUCUAGUGUUAAUUACACUCACAGCUUUAAUACUAUAUUCUCCGGAUUUUACAUUUAUUUUUACACAUUUUACCCUUCUUAUUGCGAUCUCGUCGCUGUUUUCCCUAGUUAAUUUCCUUCUCCUUCUUCCUGUUUUAAUGACAACAAUUCAACCGCAAUGUUGGCUUGUGGGGUUUUCGAAAAUCGAUCCCACCCUCCUCGCACCCCUGACGCCUUCUCCCGUCGUCAAGAGGAAAAGUUCAAAGUCUUCCAGUGGAAGAAGCAGCAGCCGUUCUGGUGGUCGUUCUUCUCGAAACAAUUAUCCCCCUCCUCCCUACAACCUACGUGGUUCAAAUUUCAAUAAGGGUUCUUAUCAUUCUGGUCGUGCUCCCACCAGUCGCACUCCCAGUGAACAUAGUCUUUCAACAAUUACAGAAGAACCAACUUCAUGUGCUACAAGAAGGAGCACGGAAGUCAUUGUUCAACCCCAAGUAGUUGUCGAAACAUUCGACAGGGAAUCUUCUGCAACAAAAGUGUCUUUGAAUGCAAAAUUCAAAGUAGAAGUACACUCCUCCGUUCACAGUAAUCCCCAUACUUGUGUAAAUACUUCCACAAAUAUGAGUGAAAAUUCGGGUACGUCAGGCUCUACGAGCAGUUCGGGAAGUUUUACUUCAUCCUCAGCCUCCUCCUCGACGUCGUCUUACAAUGACAAAAUACCUGCGGAGGAUUGAAAUCUUACAGACAAAGUAGUGAUAUUUGCAACAGUAUAUAAUAAACCGUAAAACAGCUAUGUACACCAUUUACUCAAAUCUAGACAAAAAUGGUCGUUAAUCCAUAUGACUCAUCAUUGCCUUGCCCCAAAGGGACCAAAGUAUUCAUGUAUUUUAAAAUGUUUGUAAUGUAACGUGUAUAUUUUUAUUUGUACUACUUUUUUCAAAUAUUUAUACAAAUGUCAAUGAAACAAACUUGUUGACUUAUAGAAAAUAACUGGUUUUAAUUUUGACUCAGUCAGUAGUGCUUAUAUGAACUUUUUUUAUACAAUACAAUAUAGUCUAUAUUACGUACAUAUUUACAAUAAAUAAGCUAAACAAUAAAUCAACGAACGAAUCAACACAA
Molecule: messenger RNA, 5928 nt
Organism: Folsomia candida
Lineage: Eukaryota; Metazoa; Arthropoda; Collembola; Entomobryomorpha; Isotomidae
Gene: ptc
Product: protein patched
Exons: 20
Coding region: 1641-5543 (1300 amino acids)
Biological process (GO): smoothened signaling pathway
Cellular component (GO): plasma membrane
Molecular function (GO): hedgehog family protein binding; smoothened binding; hedgehog receptor activity
Source: RefSeq, a predicted model, not a curated record